Messenger RNA from Patiria miniata (bat star), 2079 nucleotides. RefSeq names its product complement C1q subcomponent subunit B-like. NCBI's taxonomy places the organism in Eukaryota, Metazoa, Echinodermata, Asteroidea, Valvatida, Asterinidae. The transcript has a single exon. Bases 1 to 831 code for a protein of 276 amino acids. Gene Ontology annotation, molecular function: protein binding. The record is from RefSeq and is a predicted model, not a curated record.
AUGAAGAUCUGCGUGGCCACCAUUCUGUCAAUCGCCCUCCUUAUGGGUAACUCUGUCAAGCUCCGAGCUUCCGUUACUGGGCCGGUUCCCUCGGAUGGCGAUGGUCCUGCGUCUCAGGUGUGUCAGCAGUGCUGCCAGGGACCUGCUGCAAUACCCGGCAUACCAGGUCUGCCUGGACCGGUGGGACAGACGGGGCCGUACGGUCAGCCGGGGUCAAAGGGCGAUGUAGGUGAUCCAGGUCAGAAGGGUGAGAUUGGCCCUAUUGGACCUAUGGGUGAUCGGGGAGCACCUGGCAACACUGGGCCCAAAGGGGACGACGGGAUUGGCCUGCCUGGCAAGAUAGGUCCGAGAGGUCCAGCAGGUUUGGUCGGAACAAUCGGUGUCAAAGGUCAAAAGGGUGAGCCAGGGGAGACACCAGACGACUCCAAUCAGCGAGUAGCAUUCACCGUGGUCAGGACGAGCAGCUCGGAUACCUCGUCGAGUCACGACACCCGUUUGCCCUUCCAGGAAACCGAGACGCUUCUGCCGGGUACCAGCUUCGAUCUAGAGACCGGUGCAUUCACGUGUAGUGUGCCAGGCACCUAUGUGUUUAUGUUUUCUGCGUUCAAAUAUCGUCCUAGCGGCGACCUUGCCGUGCAUCUUCGGAAAAACACAGAUUGGGUUGUUUCUGGCCGUAGCGAUGAUCCAGGUAAUGAGGAGCAGGUGUCUGGAAGCGCGGUGCUGGUCCUGCAGCGAGGAGACACGGUGUAUCUUACAAUGUCCGGUAAGGUGUUUAGUCAUUCCACCUACCGCUGGACCUCAUUCAGUGGCUUCCUCCUUUACCCCGAGUAAAGAAAUUGUAACUGUGCAUCAGUGUUGUUGCCGAGUCCCUUUUGGGAGGAAUACAAGGCCUAUACACGGAUACAAAGCUAUAAUAAGAAUACAAAUAUAUCUCCCAAAUUGACCCUUUGCAGGGUGCGCCCUCACUGAGGGCAGUAGGGCAGUUUCUUGUUAAUUCAAAUACAUUGACUGUGAAAGUGCAUUAUGCCUAUAUCAUAGAGGAUCAGAAAAAAAGGCCUGCUCUCAAUGUGAUGUGAGAUGCAAGGGGUUUAUACGAUUCGCAGCCUGGAAACAAGUUAGUUGUAGCGCUUAGACUAUAAGUCAAGACUUUAUAAUGCACUUAAAAGAGAAGAGCUAAAUAGGUGCAGAUAGUGUAUACUAGGAUACGAGUUUAGUUUUGUUGUGAGCCCGUACGUUCUUUGCCAGUCCACACAUACUCCCAAUAUCAACAUAAAUUUUCUCCUCUAAAGCAUGUCUUUAGAUACCGGCUCACAGUAACCCAUUUUAUUUGUUUUUCAGACACAGUGAAACGUUGUAAAUAUUUCAAGACAUGCAUGAUAACUAGCUAGCGAAUACUAUGUAGUAAGAAAAAUGUUUUAUUUUGUUUCAGUAGCACGCAAUCGAAAUCUUUACAGCGACAAAGGGUGAAACAAAUACUAAGACACCCCUUUUAUGUUUUAAAUAAAUACAUAAACGUCAGUUUAUAUUAAAAUUCCUACAAAAUUUAGUCCCAAAGUGUCCCGACGUGUCAUGUGCAUGUUUAUUAUUAUUAAUACAUUUGGGGGAUGGGAAUUUUAAUUUAGGUGUAUUGUGGGGAGGGAUGCAUAUUAAGAUCGAUGGUGAUUUAAUUGUAAUCAGUGAGUUGAGGUAUUAUUUUUUUUGGGGGGGGGGAGACGUGAAAGGGGCAUACACCUCAUCUGUGCUGAAGUUAGACAUAUUUUUCACUUGUCUCUCAGCCUCUGUAAAAAAAAAAAAAAAAAAAACGCUGGGGGAAGAGGGGCGGUAUAGACACCGUUUUCCUAUGGGGCACUUAAUAAGCGGGCUCUAUCUAAUGGCUUUAUCGGACAACGGGGCUCGCUCGAUGUUAAAAAAAAGGGCUCUCGUGAGUAAUUUUUUCGAGGAUGGGAAUACACCUCUCCCCAAUACUAUGUCAUUGCAAGGGUUGAGGGUAGGUAGGGCUAAGUAUGGGUGGGACGGAGGUUGGUGAGAGUUCAGGGGUUAGAGUUGCACCCCCGGGCCCAGCUAGGUCUCCCAGCCCCC